Messenger RNA from Mytilinidion resinicola, 279 nucleotides. RefSeq lists its product as uncharacterized. The record is from RefSeq and is a predicted model, not a curated record. The annotation marks the transcript as partial. Gene Ontology annotation, molecular function: zinc ion binding; nucleic acid binding. The transcript has a single exon. Lineage: Eukaryota; Fungi; Ascomycota; Dothideomycetes; Mytilinidiales; Mytilinidiaceae.
AUCCUAAGCAUCAACACGGCGUGCACGGCGAAUAGGCUCAUAGAGAGGGGCAUCGUUAUUGGAGGAAUCCUACACACAGUGGAGCGAUACGAGGCAGCGUGCAGGGCCACACAAUGCUACAAGUGCCAGAGCUAUGGACACAUCUCCACGCACUGCAGACGUGACCCUCGCUGCGGAGCGUGUGCAGGAAGCCACGACACAAGAGACUGCGAGUCGGAGGCGAGGAAGUGCGCCAACUGCAAGAUGGAGCACCCAGCGUGGAGCGCCAACUGCAGCGUA